Messenger RNA from Laccaria bicolor S238N-H82, 1836 nucleotides. Its product is annotated as guanine nucleotide-binding protein alpha-4 subunit. NCBI's taxonomy places the organism in Eukaryota, Fungi, Basidiomycota, Agaricomycetes, Agaricales, Hydnangiaceae. The transcript has 14 exons. Gene Ontology annotation, molecular function: guanyl nucleotide binding; G protein-coupled receptor binding; G-protein beta/gamma-subunit complex binding. Bases 1 to 1836 code for a protein of 611 amino acids. Gene Ontology annotation, biological process: adenylate cyclase-activating G protein-coupled receptor signaling pathway. The record is from RefSeq and is a predicted model, not a curated record. Gene Ontology annotation, cellular component: heterotrimeric G-protein complex.
AUGUUCGUCCAAACCACUGACGACCCACUCGACGAGGUCCUCAAGCCGCCUCCGGACGAGUCUCCAGAACACCGAGCUAUAAGGCUGCAGAAUGAAGCAGAGGCAAAGAGCGUUAGCUUGGCUAUUGAUGCUGGCAUCAAGGCUGAACUACAUGCGAGGAGGAAAAAGCGGAUUGUGAGGCUGUUGUUGUUGGGUCAGAGCGAGUCUGGGAAAUCAACGACUCUACGACAAUUUCAACGACUGUAUACGCCCACUGCCUUUCGCGAGGAACGUAUCCUCUGGCGCGCCGUUAUCCAGCUCAACAUCGUCAGGUCAAUACGCACCAUCCUUAAUGCGCUGACCUUUCCUUCAACGUCACGGCAUACAUCACCUUAUUCGUCCCCUCGUUCAAGGGCACACACGAUAUUCCUGCCGCCUUUACCAAACCACCCGCCCCUUCCAAGCAUUGAAUACGAGCUAUACAAUGGGAAUGGGAAUGACACGACGCUAACCUUUGGCUCUUCCUCCCCCACGAGUGUCAACAGACACCCGCACCACCACUCCCACUCACCCCCGUCCAACCCAGAUUCGGACGCAGACUCCGAGUCUGAUUUUGUUUAUCCCCACCAGCACGGACACUACCCACACCGCAGCCCGCCCUCCAACCCAUCCAUCACACUCGCUCCUACACCAGGCUUGGACGCACUGAAAGCGCGCUUGUUGCCCCUCCGGCAUAUCGAGGCUCUUCUGAUUGCGAAAUUGGUACCACCGAACGAGGAGGAGGCGACGUACUUUGCCCGUGUUGGUGCUGGGAGUAGUGCAGGUGCUUCCUCCUCAACUCGGACCUCCACUUCCAAUUUAAGCGCCGGCUCAGGGUACGGCACGAACCACAGAUACAGGAACCAAGAGAUAUUCGUUAGACCGGGGCCGGGGUGGAAGGGCGGUUUAGCGCGUGCCAUCGCUGGAAAUACGGGUUUGGAAACGCAGGAUGAGCCGCAGGAGGUGUUGAAUAUGUGUAGGAGUGAUAUCAUUGCGCUUUGGCAUGAUGAGGGUGUUAGGGAAGUGUUGAGACGGAGGAAGAUUAGGCUUGAGGAGGGAUCGGGGUUCUUUUUGGACGACCUGGAGCGCUUGACGUCGCUCAAGUAUAUGCCUACGGAUGACGACGUCCUCAAAGCUCGCCUCAAAACCGUCGGUGCAUCAGAGUACAAAUUCGAGAUGGAAGCGACUGCUGGAAGGGAUAGCGGUACGGAGUGGAGGAUUGUGGAUACCGGUGGGAGUCGGAGUCAGCGUCCUACGUGGGCGCCCUUCUUCGAUGAUGUGGACGCUAUUAUUUUUUUGGCACCUAUAUCAGGGUUCGAUCAAGUACUUUCUGAGGAUCGGACGGUGAAUAGGCUGUUCGAUGGCAUGACAGUGGCGGUCUGCUCUUCCUCCCUCCCCUUCUUCCGCGCUCCCUGGACUCUUGUUGAUACAAAGUUAUUGCCUUUCCUCCUUCCCUGUUUAUGCUUCCAUGAGGACUCCAUACUUCUCUGGAAAGCUGUCUGCUCAAACAAGCUCCUCGCCAACGUUGAUCUGGUCUUACUCCUCAAUAAAUGUGAUAUCUUGGAGAAGAAGCUCAAGUUAGGGAUCCAAGUGUCAAAGUACAUCCGCAGUUACGGAGACAGGAAAAACGAUCUGGAUAGCGUUUCCAAAUACCUCCGGAACAAGUUUAGCGCUAUCCACAGACAAUACUCGCCUAACCCAAGAAAAUUCUAUGCAUUCUUCACGAGCGUCACGGAUACGGCUACUACGGCUGGUAUCAUCGCCAGUGUGAGGGAUAUGGUAUUCCGACAAACUUUGAAACAGUCUAAACUUCUAUGA